AUGAUGCCCGGCAGGAUUGGAAAUAUAUCACUGGCCAAUGAGAAUCCUUUGGGAUUAUCAUGGCAUGAUUCAGCAUGGAUACCGUUAUUGAAUCCAUCCAAUAUUAUGGAUUAUUUUUCAGAAAGAUCUAAUCCAUUUUUCGAUCGGACAUGUAAUAAUGAAAUUGUUAAAAUGCAACGUUUAAGUAUGGACCAGUUGCAAAAUAUGACUGGAUUAGAAUACAUUUUAUUGCAUGUUCAAGAGCCAAUUCUCUAUGUUGUGCGUAAACAACACAGGCAUAGCCCAACACAAGCAACACCUCUUGCAGAUUAUUAUGUGAUUGCUGGUAUUGUUUAUCAGGCUCCUGAUCUCGCAAGUGUUUUGAAUUCUAGGCUGCUGUCAGCUGUUCAUCAUCUUCAGUGCUCUUUUGAAGAAACCAUGUCAUAUUCAAGAUAUCACCCCAGUAAAGGAUAUUGGUGGGAUUUUAAACCUACUAAGCCUGGGUUAGGAUCUUACAAUUCUAGUCAAACAGCACCGAAAGAUGUUUCAAGUACUCCAAAAGAAGAACCUUCAACUCUAUUCCAGCGGCAGAGAGUUGAUAUGCUAUUAGCAGAACUUGUGAGGCAGUUUCCAUUACCUGUUACUCAAACUGCACCAAAUCAGGCAAAUGGAGUGACAGUGAAGACUGAAGUCUCCAAUGACAAAAAUGAAAAAGGAAUGGAAGGGAAUCUUAACAAUAUAACUAUUAAACAAGAGCCUGUGGAUCCCACAACAUCUGAAAUGACAAAUGGGUCAAUGCAAGGUCAAAUUGAAAUAAAAACUGAAAUUAAACAGGAAAACAUGAAACCACCUCCUGAGAAAAAACCAAGGAAUUUAUAGUUGGUGUACAAAAUAAGUGUUUAUUAAUAUUAUUAAAAAAGUGAAUUAACGAUAAAGCUUUUUAUUGCUCUUUUAAAUUGUUGAUCAAUUCCAGGUUCUUCUCUUGCUGUAUGUUGUACAG
Messenger RNA from Bombyx mandarina (wild silkworm), 979 nucleotides. RefSeq names its product mediator complex subunit 6 (gene MED6). The record is from RefSeq and is a predicted model, not a curated record. Gene Ontology annotation, molecular function: transcription coregulator activity. Gene Ontology annotation, cellular component: mediator complex. Gene Ontology annotation, biological process: regulation of transcription by RNA polymerase II. Lineage: Eukaryota; Metazoa; Arthropoda; Insecta; Lepidoptera; Bombycidae.